UUUUCUACAAUUUAGCAACGCGACAAUAUGUCAAAAAUUUGGGACAAUGUAGCGUUAGUGCUUUGAUAGAAGUAAAUUUGAAAAAAAAAUCUGUUCUUGUGGAGGAAAAAUGGCGAAGUCGGUGAUUCUUCUAGCCGCUCUAAUAUCGUCUGCUUUAGCCAGUUUUCUGGAGGUAGAUUACCCGAACGUGAAUGUUUCAGCGGAAAGAAACGGUGAUGCUAUCUUUGAGGCUGGUGCCGGCGGCAGUGUAUUUCUUCAGCCGGGGGCUGGUGGAACAGUAUAUAUAAAUAAAACUGACCUUAAAAAGUUCAUUGAGAAAGUUAAAAGUUUACCUCCUAUUUGGACAAAGCGAUCACAACACGGUAGUCUAGGAACAUUUCUGUCAGGCCAAUAUGUACAGGUCAGCGUUGAGGCCGUGGAUCCUGACGGAAGUAGUAUUAUUUACAGCUUAAUUUCCGGUCAUCUUCCUCCCGGCACUGUUCUCAAUAUGACUACUGGGGAAAUCAGCGGCCGGGCACCAGACAUCGAUGCAGAGUACUCGUUUGGUAUCCGGGCAACUGAUAUCCACGGCAAAUAUGCAGAUGGAGUUUUUAGUAUUGAUAUAAGAGAAAAAGAUCAGUGUUUGAGUAACCCAUGCAUGAACGGAGGUACUUGCACAGAUGAUCUCGGCCAGUUUAACUGCUCUUGUCCCUUACGUUACGGUGGAAAUAAAUGUCAGACAGUUUGUGACGUGAACGCUUUGGGAGUAUCCAACAGUCUAAAAACGAUACCGGACGCCCAGAUUUCUGGUCAUCUAACAUUUGGGUCAAAUAAUCCAUGGGACGGAAGACUUGGAUCGUCAACUGGCUGGGUUGGCAACGAUAGCAACUCUUGGCUCCAGGUGGAUUUAGGGGAAUCACGAGAAGUGUAUGCAGUGGCAACACAGGGAUAUCAUUCCACCAGCUAUUACAUUUCAUCGUUCACCGUCACGUACAGUGUGGAUGGGAAUACAUUUGUGUACGCGACUGCCAACGGUUCUACAAAUCUUAAGGGCAGCUCUAACUACGAUAUGAUUCAAAAGGAAAUGUUUGACAAGCCGAUCAAGGCCCGUUUCCUUAGGUUCAAUCCUGUGACAUGGCACACUGGAGGACAUCCGGGUCUUAGAGUAGAAGUGUACGGCUGUUAGGACACGUGACUCACUAGCGGACAUCAUAGGGAGGAAUGCUUUAAGACAAACUGCUCUCUAAAAAUAAACUGAAAAUUUAUGUACAACACAUUUACAUACAGAAGUUCUUUUUGUACUAUCUUUCGAUUUGUAUUUGUAAAUGAACUAUCCUGGAUUUAUCAUUAAUAAAAGUAUGAGUUCACUGUAUAACUGAUUAAAUAUUUUAUAAUGUAUUGUAGCAUUCUUCAUGCAUUGAUAGAAUUACAAAACAAAUAAAUUUCAUCAAAUCUA
Ruditapes philippinarum (Manila clam) is the source of this 1435-nucleotide messenger RNA. RefSeq names its product lactadherin-like. Gene Ontology annotation, molecular function: calcium ion binding. NCBI's taxonomy places the organism in Eukaryota, Metazoa, Mollusca, Bivalvia, Venerida, Veneridae. The record is from RefSeq and is a predicted model, not a curated record. The transcript has 9 exons. Bases 110 to 1165 code for a protein of 351 amino acids.